AUGUCAGAAAUAGUUGGCUCCGCUUGGAAAAUCAUUCCCCAGUUCCAAUCGCGCUCGAUAAAAGCGACGGUCAAAUUCUACAACGAGGAGCUGAGUUUCAUAACGGGAGGUCUACAUCCAGACGACGACGCACCCACAUUCUGCUCCAUCUUCAUCGGAAAGAAAGCAGCUGCCAAUAUUUAUUUCCAUAAGUGCUCACCCGAGGAAUUUCACCCAUCAAAGGCAAUGAUUUCACUCGGAACCAAAGAGCUAGAUGAGUUCCACGAUCACCUGCGAUCACGCGCGAAGGUCGAGUUCGCCCAACCGAUCAAGGACGAGGCUUGGGGGUAUCGGCAGUUUACCAUUAAGGAUAUCGAUGGGAAUGAGUUGACUUUCUUCAAGUUCCUGGAGGGUGGGAACCCAGGAGCAGAUUGA
Molecule: messenger RNA, 414 nt
Organism: Venustampulla echinocandica
Lineage: Eukaryota; Fungi; Ascomycota; Leotiomycetes; Helotiales; Pleuroascaceae
Exons: 1
Coding region: 1-414 (137 amino acids)
Source: RefSeq, a predicted model, not a curated record